Messenger RNA from Purpureocillium lilacinum, 1107 nucleotides. RefSeq lists its product as uncharacterized. NCBI's taxonomy places the organism in Eukaryota, Fungi, Ascomycota, Sordariomycetes, Hypocreales, Ophiocordycipitaceae. The record is from RefSeq and is a predicted model, not a curated record.
AUGUCGUCCUCUUACCCGGGCGCCCUGCCGCCGCCGCCUGGCGUCACGGCAGACAUCAACAACCCUCAGGAUGUUUUGCGAACAUGCCACUACGUCACGCAGGCCCUCACGCUCGUUUUUGUGUCAGUCUUUGUCGGCCUGCGGUUAUACGCCAAGCGAAAGGUUCUGGUCAACUCGCUGACUACGGACGACUUUGCCAUUUACUCUGCAUAUCUCUUCAUGGUUGGGUACUGCAUAUGCGCCUUCUUCAUGGGUAUUCAUGGCGGAGGCCUCAACCAGUGGGAUGUAGCCGUCACCCAGAUUGAGCCUUUCUUCAAGGCAUGCUACGCCGCCACCCUCUUCUACGCGCCCAUGGCCUUCACCGUCAAGCUCGCCCUGCUCGUCAUGAUCGUGCGCGUCUUCGGCACCGUGCACCGCAAGACGCUCAUCGGCAUGUACAUCCUCAUCGCCGUCAUCGUCGCCUACUACGUCUCGGGCUUCUUCAUCAAGAUCUUCAUCUGCUGGCCCAUCCCCGCCUACUGGCACGGCGAGAGCGACAAGUGCAUGAACCAGAGCGCCAUCAUCACCGCCGACGCCAUCAUCUCCGUGAUCAGCGAUCUCGUUAUCUUGUUCCUCCCCACGCCCCUCACCUGGUCUCUGCAGCUCCCCAAGCGGAAGCGUCUCCGCGUCGCUGGCCUGCUGUGUGCCGGAGGCAUCGCUACGGCUUUCAGUAUCUACCGUCUCGCGCUCAUCAUCACGGAUAAGGCUUCCCACAAUCAGACCAUUGUCUUUACCAAGGUCGUCUUGUCUGGCAACGCCGAAGUCGGCAUCGGCCUGAUUUGCGCCUGUCUCCCCGCCAUCAACGCCAUCUUCGUCCGCGCCAACAAGUCCGGUUACCUGGGACAGCCGAGCCACAACAGCGAGGCCCGCGGCCAGAUUAUGCUCACGCGCUCCUACCAAGUCGACCGCACGCAGGACGGCAAGAAGGUCCUCGAGAUUGAAAUGGAAGCCGGCGGCGACGAGGACGGUCUCGUGUCGGGUGGUCAGGAACCCUCCAUGCUACACCGCCAGCCGUCAAACACGAACAGCCAGCCGCCGAGCUUGAGAUCCGACGAGACUUACUGCUAA